AUGCUUCGUCCACGCUUUUCCUCUGCUCACCACUUUACCCUCGCCAUCUUUGGAUGUCAAUACCAUGGCGACAUUCCAAGCGCCAGCAAAGUCGAGCUUAUCGAGCAAUUUGACAAUCUUAUCAAAGAUGCGGGUGUUCCUGUUGAGCGCCUAGAGCAAAAUAAUCUCCCCUCCAGGGUCUGGAUGACCCACUGGAAGUCACCUCAAACUUUCAAAGCUUGGUGGGAAAGCGACUCCACAGGAAGCUUUUGGAAGUCACUUCCAGAUGACGCUGGCUUUUGGAGGGAGACACUCUGUCUCCCAGCCACUAGAUCUAUGCACGAGUCAACUGGAAAGGAUCCAGUAGGGUUUGGUUACUGCGGAGAUCUUGUGCCUCUUACUGAGAAGACUGGAUAUUGGGGAGCGUAUCGUUCUCGCAUGACGCCUGAUUUCGAAGGUGACACUUUCAACACUUCUAUGACCUCCUUAGAGCCUGCGAAGCUCGAGACUGAUAAGAUUCGUCGAGGAAGAGUUCAAAUCGCCAAGUUUCCCGAUAAUCUUUGCGUCGUCAUUGAAGGCCAGGACUACAGCGCCAUGAAAGAGAAAGAGCGGGAGUACUGGGACGAGAACUUCGAUGGCCUGACAAAACAGUGGGUUACCAAUGUGGUUACAGCAGGGCUAGAAAACGGUAUGGUAUCCGCAAGGGCAUGCCAUGCAUUCGCAGGAAAGAAGUCACUGGGAGCAACAAACGGUACAACCUCCAACGGCACAACCAAUGGUGGCAUAUUCCCAGGCCUUGAUUACAUUCGACAAGCUCAGAUUCUCUACUGGACCGACCUUUCCAAAAUGGAACACAUGGGCAGAUGGGAUAAAGGCCACGUCAAGUUAAGACGCAGCUUCAUGACAGCAUACGGGCCCGGCGGCGCGAUGGAAGGCGGUGAUAUUCUCCUCUGGGUUGAUCUAGGAAUCAUAAAGGGAAACGAGAUUGAUGCGGAGUACAUUGGCUGUUACGAGGGAACAGGGUUCCUCGCAUUUGACAAGAGCGGGGAUUUCGCGAGCGAGAUUGUCGCUGCGGCUGAGCUACCCGAGAUUUUCGAUAAGCCAAUUGCUUGUAAGCCAAUAGAAUGGUAG
Molecule: messenger RNA, 1110 nt
Organism: Fusarium sp. VM40
Lineage: Eukaryota; Fungi; Ascomycota; Sordariomycetes; Hypocreales; Nectriaceae
Source: the annotation of a GenBank genome assembly